Messenger RNA from Cordyceps militaris CM01, 504 nucleotides. Its product is annotated as MGMT family protein. The transcript is spliced from 3 exons. Lineage: Eukaryota; Fungi; Ascomycota; Sordariomycetes; Hypocreales; Cordycipitaceae. The record is from RefSeq and is a predicted model, not a curated record. Gene Ontology annotation, biological process: DNA repair. Bases 1 to 504 code for a protein of 167 amino acids. Gene Ontology annotation, molecular function: catalytic activity.
AUGGAAGCUAGUUGGAGCGACACCCGCACCCACACAUCAUCCAUCCAUCCAUCAUCCCUUCCAAUGCCACAGACCGACGAAGCCGCCGCCUUUUUCCACGCCGUCUACUCGGCCAUUUCCCAGAUCCCCCGCGGCCACGUCACCACCUACGGCCACAUUGCCCAGCUCAUCGGCACCCCACAGAGACCGCGUCAGGUCGGCGUCUGCCUCAAGCACCUCCCCGAGGACGCAUCGGCGCGCUGGAACCACGCCAACGUCCCGUGGCAGCGCGUCGUCAACGCUCGGGGCGUCAUCUCCCCGCGCGGCCGCCCGGCCGCCGUGCGCACCCAGGCACAGCUGCUCCAGGAAGAGGGUGUCGAGGUGGGAGGGGGAGGGGGACUGGGCGAGCUCCGUGUUGAUUUGGCAGACUAUGGCUGGUUUCCGUCGGUGCUGCCAGAGGAGGAGGAGGGGGUUGGUGUGCAGGGAGCGCAAGACACCCAGAUAAAGGAAGAGGAUAGCGAUUAG